Messenger RNA from Dentiscutata heterogama, 199 nucleotides. Lineage: Eukaryota; Fungi; Glomeromycota; Glomeromycetes; Diversisporales; Gigasporaceae. The record is from the annotation of a GenBank genome assembly.
AAUAGAGAUAGCAAAAUCAAAGCAACUAACAAAUUAGAUCCUCCUGCUUCAUUAUUGAACAAAAGAAACAAAAAUAAGAAGAACAUAAAACCCAACUACAGAAACUACAGUGAGGGGGCUUUGAAGAGUCAGCCAACUCAUGAGGAUACGGUUCAAUCCAUGCUACUGCAAAUUAUAGGCAGACUGGACAAGCUAGAAG